This is a messenger RNA of Nicotiana attenuata, 642 nucleotides long. RefSeq lists its product as uncharacterized. NCBI's taxonomy places the organism in Eukaryota, Viridiplantae, Streptophyta, Magnoliopsida, Solanales, Solanaceae. The record is from RefSeq and is a predicted model, not a curated record. The transcript has a single exon. Bases 1 to 642 code for a protein of 213 amino acids.
AUGGAAAUCGAGGCAAGUGCUCCUCAAUUAGUAGCAAAAAAAUUAUGGAAAGUAGUAAGAAUUGUUUUCUACAUGUUGACGAAAGGUUUAUCAAAGAGCAAACUCAUUCUUGACAUACAAAAUUCUCUUCAAGAUAUGUUUAAAAGAGGAAAAACUGCUGGUAAGGCAAUUAGCAAUCUAAUGUUACACCAUCAAUAUUCAUCUUCUUUCACUUGUAAAUCCAAUGAUGUAGCCAUGUCAUCCUUUGUUACACGGCGCGAAUACGAAUUUAGUUGCAGUAAUAGCCCUAAUUUCCCCCUCUACUUCGCCAAUAAACGUAGGCGAAAUUAUCGGUAUAAGCCAGAAGAAAUAGGUGUGGUUCAAAAAGUAUUUGAGAUGUUGAAUACUACAACUACAAAUUAUGAUCAAGCUGUUGUUGCUUCACCUUUGGCAUUACCAGGAUUUGGAAAAAGUCCAAUGGUGAGACAAUUAAGAAUAACUGAUUCACCAUUUCCUUUAAAAGAUUCUGAGGAGAAUAUUAAUUCUCAAGUUGAUAAAGAUGCUGAAGAAUUUAUCAAGAAUUUUUAUAAGGAUUUGAAGCAGCAGAAAAGAGUAGCGGCUUUUGAAUCUCCAUCUCCUUAUCAUAUUUGUGCAAGAAAUUAG